AUGCAACUUCAACAAUCUUUCCUCUAUUUUUUACUUACCUGGGCAGCUUCUGCUCAGUUUAUGGGUAAAAUCGAUAAUGAGCAAGCUGGUGGAGACUUCGCAGUUGUCGAUGACAAGAUUGGAGAAACUCAUGCUCCUGAAGUUGUUAGACCAGAGAAUGGAGUUUACUUAAAUCCUGUUCAUGUCCCUUCUACAGAAGAAAACAACCGUCCUUCGGUAAAGGAUAAGAUGGGAAAUAUGCUCCGCCCAGCUUGGGACUUCAUUCAGAACGUGGGUGAACGCGUCGACGAAAUGUUCGAAAAUGUCGAAGACGAGAUUGAUCAGACGUUUGAUUCUCCCAAACAUAAAGACAUGGAAGACAAGAAAAAACAUUGCCCCUGCAAAGGCCGCAAAGCUAAUGACUUGGAUUCUAACGAGAAACCGAUGAAGGGAGAGGAUGAUGGUGCUUUCUUCUCAAAAUAUCCUGAAGAAAAGCCAAAGGAUCGUGAUCACAAGAGGAAGCAUAAGAAACCUCUUCAUAAGAAGAAGAUGGGCCAUCAUAAAGAGUCUGAUGUGGACGAAGAGUUCCCUGCCCCCCCUCCUAAGAAGACCAAGAAUGAUAAAAUGAAGCACCACAAAUCCAAAGAGGAGAAGAAGGAUCCGAAAAUGGAGGAUAGUGAAUUCGAUGGCACACAACGCGAUAUCCUCAUCUUAGAAGCCUUUGUUGAGCUUAUGCAAGUUGGCAAUGCUGAUAACAUCGCUGAGGAGUUUGCCAGCUUCUUAGAAGCCCUUGACAUUGAAUAUUUUGGCAACAUGCCCGUUCACAUUGCAAGAGAUGCGUCCGACGAACAAAAGAAGUCUUCCUUCAAGGAAGAGGGUAUUUGGGAUUUGAACAGUCUUACCCCUGAGCAAUUUGCUUACCUCGAAAUGCUUAAGGCUGCUGACAUCGACCCCGAGACUGCAUUCCAGCAUUCUCCUUCCAUGCUUGAUUAUCCAAAGGGAAGUAAGGACAAGGAAGGUGUUUAUUUUGCCAAGCAAGAAAACGGUGAACACGUUAAUAUGAAGGCUUUCCCAAAUCAUACGUUACGUAUCAAGAAUUCAACUCCAGAGUCCCUUGGUAUCGACUCUGUUAAGCAAGAAACUGGUUAUCUUGAUGUUGAUGAUGACAGACAUCUUUUCUUUUGGUUCUUUGAAUCUCGCAACGAUCCUGUGAACGAUCCCGUGGUUUUAUGGUUGAACGGUGGCCCAGGCUGCUCUUCCAUGACUGGUUUGUUUAUGGAAUUGGGACCUUCUCACAUCAAUAUGGAAACACUCAAACCCGAAUAUAAUCCUCAUAGUUGGAACUCUAAUGCUUCCGUUAUUUUCCUUGAUCAACCUAUUGGUGCCGGCUUUAGCAAUGGUGAUGGUUCUGUCCUUGACACCAUUACUGCGGGUAAGGAUGUAUAUGCUUUCUUAACCUUGUUCUUUGCCAAGUUCCCUCAAUAUGCUCAUCUUCCAUUCCAUAUCACUGGUGAAUCUUAUGCUGGUCAUUACAUUCCUCAAUUUGCCAAAGAAAUUAUUGAACACAACCAAGGUGCUAACGAUUUUGUUGCUACCGGUUAUGAAUACCAAAAGUCUUACAUAAACUUGAAGGGCGUUGCUAUUGGCAAUGGUCUUACUGAUCCUCUUGUUCAAUACUAUUAUUACGGAAAAAUGGCUUGCGAGAACCCAUACGGCCCUAUUUUGCCUCAGGAGCAAUGCGACCGUAUGACUGAUGCAUACGGUACUUGCUCGAAGUUGAUCAGUGUUUGCUAUCAAACUGGUUUCACUCCCAUCUGCAUCGGUGCUUCUCUUUACUGCAACAAUGCCAUGAUGGGUCCUUUCCAACAAACUGGUUUGAACGUCUAUGACAUCCGUGAAGAAUGCCGUGACCCCGAAAACAUGUGCUACUCUGAAACCGGUGCUAUCGAAAAGUACCUGAACCAGGAAGAAGUUAUUGAAGCUCUUGGUGUUGAACAAGGUUUCAAGGGUUGCAGUACAGAAGUUAACAUUGGAUUCUUAUUCAAGGGUGAUUGGAUGCGCAAGACAUUCCGUGAUGAUGUUACUGCGAUCUUGGAAACUGGUCUACCUGUCCUUAUUUAUGCUGGUGAUGCUGACUUCAUUUGCAAUUAUAUGGGCAACGAAGCCUGGGCUGAUGCUUUGGAGUGGAGUGGACACAGAGAAUUCUAUGAGGCAAACUUGGCUCCCUGGAGUCCUGCUGGAUCUGAAGCUGGCCGUGGUAAGACCUAUAAGAACUUUUCUUACCUUCGCAUUUACGAAGCUGGCCACAUGGUGCCUUUCAAUCAGCCUGAAGCUAGUCUCGAGAUGUUGAACCAAUGGUUAGAUGGACAGCUUCAAUUUUCUGCUUAA
Molecule: messenger RNA, 2367 nt
Organism: Schizosaccharomyces osmophilus
Lineage: Eukaryota; Fungi; Ascomycota; Schizosaccharomycetes; Schizosaccharomycetales; Schizosaccharomycetaceae
Gene: cpy1
Product: vacuolar carboxypeptidase Y
Exons: 1
Coding region: 1-2367 (788 amino acids)
Biological process (GO): proteolysis
Cellular component (GO): fungal-type vacuole
Molecular function (GO): serine-type carboxypeptidase activity
Source: RefSeq, a predicted model, not a curated record